AUGCCUACACCUCACAGAGACCAGCAGCAGCAGCAGCAGCCCAUAUCCACCGCGCGGGGCAUUCUGGGAGUACACAAUAGUUUCAAGAUGGCGGCGAGCAGAAGGCUGGUGAAGGAACUCGAUGAGAUUCGCAAAACUGGAUUGAAAAGCUUCAGAAACAUCCAAGUGGAAGAUUCAAACCUAUUGUCAUGGCAAGGACUCAUCGUUCCUGACAACCCUCCCUAUGACAAAGGUGCGUUCCGGAUCGAAAUCAUCUUCCCUGCGGAGUACCCGUUCAAACCGCCCAAGAUCACGUUCAAAACGCGCAUCUACCACCCCAACAUCGACGAGAAGGGGCAAGUGUGUCUGCCAGUCAUCAGCGCAGAGAACUGGAAACCCGCCACCAAAACUGACCAAGUGAUCCAGGCCCUGAUCGCCCUGGUGAACGACCCGCAGCCAGAACACCCACUCAGGGCAGACCUCGCCGAAGAAUACUCAAAGGACCGUAAAAAAUUUCUGAAGAAUGCAGAAGAGCAUACAAAGAAAUACGGCGAGAAGCGACCAAUGGACUGA
Molecule: messenger RNA, 552 nt
Organism: Knipowitschia caucasica
Lineage: Eukaryota; Metazoa; Chordata; Actinopteri; Gobiiformes; Gobiidae
Source: the annotation of a GenBank genome assembly